Molecule: messenger RNA, 2055 nt
Organism: Mycena indigotica
Lineage: Eukaryota; Fungi; Basidiomycota; Agaricomycetes; Agaricales; Mycenaceae
Product: Calcineurin responsive transcriptional factor
Exons: 3
Coding region: 1-2055 (684 amino acids)
Biological process (GO): regulation of transcription by RNA polymerase II
Molecular function (GO): RNA polymerase II cis-regulatory region sequence-specific DNA binding; DNA-binding transcription factor activity, RNA polymerase II-specific
Source: RefSeq, a predicted model, not a curated record
AUGGAACAUCAAGACCAAGACUAUAUAGGCGAAGUUGAACUUCAAGCACCCUCUCCCGACCAGUACCACAUCUCCCUCGACCCCGACUCAUUCAAUCUGGGUAGCCCACCCUUCCCCCACACGCCCUCUUACAACGGGUCAUACCACAACUCACCUUACUCAAACCAUUCGGAGCUGUCGUUCAACGGAGAACAGGAGUCGUUUGGUCUUUUCGAGGACGAGCAUUCAGACGCCCGUGUCCGCGAUUACGAUCCAUCGGAAUUCGACGGGCCACAAUCCUCCUCCCUGCUUAUGUUCAAUGACAACGAGUACAUGCCCGGCCCAUACGAUCCUUCCCAAAUAUCUUCUGUCCCUGUAGGGCUAGGGCCCGACCUACGGCAUGGCUCAUUCGACCCCAGCUCACCUUCGAGUAACGGUGGAGAUAGUGGAGAAGAGGGCCAUUUACGAAGCAGGGCUUCUUCUGUGUCUUCCAACCAUCUUUCACCUUCACCACGAAUGGAUUUCGCGCAGUCAUUCGAGAACAUGACGGUCAAAUCUCCUAAUUGGAAUACCGACCCUCUUCCCCGCGAGCCUCCCGGUUCUCCAGGUCUACAGAAGCCGCAAUCACCUCCACGACUCGUUAUGCCUCCCGAUGUUACUGGACCUCCCCCCACCUUUGCACCCCCCAUUAUUAAUGCACCAGAAGGCGAUGGAUUAGGACCCCAACUACACAUUGUGCCUGCCACACCUGUGAGUGGUGGAGCUGGGGUCGCAACCGCUGUGCCGUUUCAGAGCAAUCUAGAGACUCUACAUCAGGGAACUGCGUUGUCCACCUCCUCCUCAUCUCAACCGUGGAAGUCUGCUCAGCAGGACGACCGUCCCAACAAUUCCCAACCCUACCUUUUCCCGACCGACCUACCACCGCGAUCACGUAGCCAGUCAAACCCGUCCCUCGAACCGCCAACAUGGGACACGGGCAAUUUCAUCAAUCAGAUGGGCAACAUAGGGUCGGCGCUCGAUGAGGGAACUGUUUCGAUGAACGAUGUAGUCCCAUCCUCCCGCCACCAUGGCUUCGAGAAUGGCGGUAGCCCCCAUCGCGCGUCGUUUGGCAACCAACCACCUCCACUCAGUCACUUCAGCUUCGGACCUCCCAGCUCGACCAACAAUUUCUUAUCGCCAGAUGCCGGCGUCAAUCUUCGACGAACCAAGUCUGACACUGGGCGGCCUAGUCAUGUUAGACAGUCCCGUUCAGAAGAUCUUCGUGCUGGUUCCUCGCUCUUUCCGCCCGAUGGCGCCGACUUUUUACGGGGCUCCAACUCGUUUUUAUCUCCAAUCGAGCCCCUUCCCUCAAUUCGCGGGCGAAACCUUCACCAGCGUAGUGCAUCAGGUGGUUCGAUUCGAGGCAGCGAGCGAGCUAGUGGACUGUGGAGCGGCAAUUCUUCUGCCCGACCAAGUCCGUAUCCUAGCCCACACGCUUCCCCAAAUCCUCACUAUAGCGAUCUACCCCCCGAUGUCGAAGUCCCGAUGGUUGUUUCCAAGCCUAAUGUGACUACUGUGCGGACAAGCAAAGCAUCUCAUAAUCGGCGGAAGCAAGAAGCAACGUUCUUGUGCCCUGUCCCCGGCUGCGGUAGCACAUUCACGCGAAGCUUCAAUCUCAAGGGUCAUAUCCGCAGUCACAAUGAGGAGAAGCCGUUCUUGUGCAAAUGGCCCGGGUGUGGAAAGGGCUUUGCACGCCAACACGACUGCAAACGACACGAGCAGCUGCACACGAAUUAUCGUCCGUUCACCUGCGAUGGAUGCAACAAACAGUUUGCGAGGAUGGAUGCGCUUAACAGGCAUUUGCGCUCGGAUGGUGGCGCAGACUGCCAACGCGCACUGGAAGCUAAUGGUCGGCUUCCCAACGACUUUGGCCAAGUACCUCAAGGAGGCGGCUUGAUGCUUGACGGUGGCCCGCGGCAGCGAUCGUACAGCACAGGCAGCUACCCAGGCUCCCCAGACCCUACACAACAACCGCCUGUAAGACUAAUGGCGAAGUCGGAGGAUCCAUGGGCCAACAUGAAUGGGGUUGCGUUGUAA